Messenger RNA from Rana temporaria (common frog), 985 nucleotides. Its product is annotated as N-alpha-acetyltransferase 20. Gene Ontology annotation, cellular component: NatB complex. NCBI's taxonomy places the organism in Eukaryota, Metazoa, Chordata, Amphibia, Anura, Ranidae. Gene Ontology annotation, molecular function: protein-N-terminal amino-acid acetyltransferase activity. The record is from RefSeq and is a predicted model, not a curated record. Gene Ontology annotation, biological process: N-terminal peptidyl-methionine acetylation. Bases 34 to 648 code for a protein of 204 amino acids. The transcript is spliced from 6 exons.
GGUUUUCUGGUCUGCCAGGAACGUGACGUGUUUAUGCGCCAGACCAAUGGGUUGUACAGGUGCCCCAUUUCCGGAAGUGUUCCACUGCUGUCCUCCCGGUGUGUGGAGAAGAUGACUUCCCUCAGAGCAUUCAACUGCGAUGAUCUGUUCCGAUUCAAUAACAUAAAUUUGGAUCCACUCACAGAAACUUAUGGGAUUCCUUUUUAUUUACAGUAUUUGGCACACUGGCCAGAAUAUUUCAUUGUUGCUGAGGCUCCAGGAGGUGAACUUAUGGGUUACAUAAUGGGCAAAGCUGAAGGGUCUGUGGCUCGGGAAGAGUGGCACGGACACGUCACUGCACUCUCUGUAGCACCGGAAUUUCGACGCCUUGGGUUAGCUGCCAAACUAAUGGAACUGCUUGAAGAAAUUUCUGAAAGGAAAGGAGGAUUUUUUGUUGAUCUGUUUGUAAGAGUUUCCAAUCAGGUAGCAGUGAACAUGUAUAAACAGCUGGGAUACAGCGUCUAUAGGACUGUAAUAGAGUACUACUCGGCCAGUAACGGGGAGCCAGAUGAAGAUGCAUAUGACAUGAGAAAGGCACUAUCAAGAGACACAGAAAAAAAGUCUAUUGUCCCCUUACCCCAUCCUGUUAGACCAGAAGAUAUUGAAUAACCAUAGCUGUGGUUCUUGGGCAAAUUAGUGAACUUUAUAUCUUCAUAUCAUGUACAUAACAAAGCAAUUGGCUUAGUCUUGCAACCUUUUUUACGCUCAAUGUAAUGUUUAUGAUGCAAAGCAUUUUCUAAUAUUGGCAAACAUGGCAGCAUGUAUGGAAGUUUAGUGCAGAAUUCCAUGUAUUUAUUUAGGUGAAUGAUUUCAUGGUUAUGGACAAGAAUGUGGCUUAAAGAGAUGCAUUUCAUUUAUUCUUCUUUUCAUGAGGACCAUUCCAUUUUCUGCUAAAUCUAGCUACAUGUGUAAAUAAAAUUCAGUAGAUUUCCCCAUCCAUACUAAA